AUGGCUAGCUCAUCUUCUUCACACGAAACCGUCACAAUCGUUCUGGCCACAGUCAUACCAUCCGUAUUCCUUCUUCUUUUGGCAGCCGUCAUCUACCACCGAGUUAGAAGACGAAAGGCUCGAUUCCGCAACCGAGGAAUCACACCGAUUGACGAUGAAGAGAUUGAAUCUUGGAAGAUUGAUCGGACACACAGCGUUGACGACGAUGAGAAGCCGCCCGAUUCUCCCAAAUCGGCUUCAUCGAGCGUCAUUGUUUACCAUAAUCGGGUCUCGGAAGACAAGCAGCCUUGGUCUCCUGUUCGGGGGAAGCAGAGCAUUGAUAUCCCGCCAACACCAGUCCUUGCACGAGCACCAAACUCUCGGCCUGGCCUAACGGACGAAACUGUUCGGGGUGACCAGGCUUACGUCAACGUUAAGCGUACCCCAUCGGCGCGUCUGUCCAAGACCAACUCCCCUCGUCAUGCUCGGACCAAAAGUUCACGGAGCACAAGAAGCAGCUUUGGUUCCAGCGCUAAACGUGAACAAUGGUACAGCCAGACACCAGAGGGAAACUCACCUCGGCCCUCUGCUGAUAUCUAUUCCAAGUCGGCGCCGGCAUCACGCAGGGCGACCAUUUCAACACCGGCCAACCAUGUUUCUCGUCAGAUCUCUACCGAUGAUGACGUCCCCUUGACUGGUCUAUCACCACGACCGGUGGUGCUCAGAGCCGAAAUUGGGCGCGCCAUAGGAUAA
Trichoderma breve is the source of this 732-nucleotide messenger RNA. RefSeq lists its product as uncharacterized. The record is from RefSeq and is a predicted model, not a curated record. Lineage: Eukaryota; Fungi; Ascomycota; Sordariomycetes; Hypocreales; Hypocreaceae. The transcript is spliced from 2 exons. Bases 1 to 732 code for a protein of 243 amino acids.